Molecule: messenger RNA, 2397 nt
Organism: Spodoptera littoralis (African cotton leafworm)
Lineage: Eukaryota; Metazoa; Arthropoda; Insecta; Lepidoptera; Noctuidae
Source: the annotation of a GenBank genome assembly
AAUAAAAAUUUAGAGUAGUAACCCCAAAACCAAUUGUCAAAUAAAGGUAGCAAGCAGCUGUGUUAUACGUGUUUUUAUUUAAUAAUAUCUCGAUAAUGUGCGUUUAAAACACGAAAAUUAAAUGUGAAACGCGAAAUAAUCAUGUCGAGCCGUCGUUCGAUACUCGGAUCGGCGCUUGACGCUCUACCACCGCCGUCAGAUCCUCUCCGUGAAUUAUUUGAGGCAUGCAAAACUGGCGAUGCUGUUCGAGUAAAAAAGUUAAUUACUCCUCAAACGGUGAAUGCCAGGGAUACGGCUGGACGAAAGUCGACUCCUCUACACUUCGCUGCAGAAAUCUUGAUAGCGGCCGGUGCAGCGUUACAGGCUCGUGACGAUGGUGGCUUACAGCCUUUGCAUAACGCAUGCUCCUUCGGCCACGCUGACGUGGUCAGGGCGCUGUUAGGAGCUGGAGCUGCUCCAGCCGCUAGAGACAAUUGGGGGUAUACGCCCUUGCAUGAAGCAGCUGCCAAGGGCAAGGUGGAUGUGUGUAUCGGUGAAUACUGUGCAGCGGAUGUCCUAGAAGCAGCUAGGUCGGGAGCUGACGACCGACUGGCAUCUCUGCUGACCCCUCUAAACGUCAACGUCCACGCUAGCGACGGCAGACGGUCUACCCCCUUACAUCUUGCCGCUGGGUAUAAUAGGGCAAGAGCUGUAAGGUUACUGCUACAACGAGGCGCCGAUGUGCAUGCUAAGGAUAAAGGUGGUCUAGUCCCCCUCCACAACGCGUGUUCGUACGGUCACUACGAGGUCACAGAGUUACUAGUUCGCGCUGGCGCUGAUGUUAACGCUACCGACCUUUGGGCCUUCACACCGCUACAUGAGGCAGCUAGCAAAGCGAGAUUGGAGGUAUUCGAGUACCGAGGCCACUGUCUACUGGAAGCCUGCAGACUGGCUGAGCCGGCCAGGGUGAAGAAACAGCUGACGGCUGUAUCGGGACACCAACAUCAGGUGAGCGGUGCAAAAGUAAACGCUUGCGACGGCCGAGGCUCCAGCGCCCUGGCAGUAGCAGCUCGACGAGACUCCGCCGCCGCCUGCAGACUACUACUGGCGUGCGGAGCUGACACCACUGCUGAUGCCAUGUAUCCGCAGCCAGAUGAUGCAUGCGCAAACGCAGCGGCUCUGCGCCUGUUGGAAGCAGCUCGUACAGGAGACGUGGAGAACGCUCGCACCAUCCUGGACGCCAGGCCCCGGCUCGUCAACUGCAGGGACGUGGAUGGGAGACACUCCACUCCUCUACACUUCGCAGCAGGAGGACUAGUCCCCCUCCACAACGCGUGUUCGUACGGUCACUACGAGCUGACGGAGCUCCUAGUGUCGGCCGGCGCUGGAGUCAACGCGGCCGACCUUUGGAGAUUCACGCCCUUACAUGAAGCGGCUGCUAAGGGGAAGGCUGAUAUUCACGGCGCAGACCCGACGCGUAGAAACCGCGACGGUUUGACCCCACUACAACUGGUACGAGCCGGGGACAGUGACACUGCCGACGCAUUGAGAGGUGACGCUGCCUUACUGGACGCUGCCAAACGAGGGGAUCUUGCUAGAGCCAGGUGGUACCCUCAAACUAUUGGGCGGAAGGAUCUCGUGUGGUACGGCGGCACGACGCUGGUGGAGGUGGCGCCGGGCGCGGAGGGAGAGUGCGCGGACAGCGAGUACUCCAUCGUGGAGCGGGAGAUGCAGGGCACCGUCCGCGCGCACAGGGACCACGCGGGGGGGAGCUUCACGCACUAUAAUGUUGUGAGGAUACAGAAGCUGGUGAACGGGCGUCUGUGGGAGCGGUACCAGCACCGGCGCCGCGAGGUGCUGGAGGAGGCCGGCGCGCACAACGAGCGGAUGUUGUUCCACGGGAGCCCAUUCAUCAACGCCAUCGUGCAGAAGGGAUUCGAUGAACGACACGCUUAUAUUGGCGGUAUGUUCGGCGCCGGUAUAUAUUUCGCCGAGCACUCGUCCAAGAGCAACCAACAAAUGCUCCUCUGCCGCGUAACAUUAGGUCGCGCCUUCCAACUGAUGUCUGCGAUGAAGAUGGCGCACGCCCCCCCCGGCCACCACUCCGUCGCCGGCAGACCCUCGCAGGGGGGACUCUGCUUCCCCGAGUAUGUCGUCUACAGAGGGGAACAGGCGUAUCCGGAGUAUUUAAUAACGUACCAAAUUGUGAGCGGGGAACCGAACUCCGGUGCUGUGUGAAAGUGACAAUCAGUGCUCAGUUUUAUAUGUGGACUGUGUCGAAUAACGACUGAUAGCAUAUGUAUGGCGCGACGUCAUGGCGACUUAUAACUCUGUCGUAGGUCCCGAUGGCACUGUUAUACAAUCCUAUGACAAUAUAUGACAUGCGAAUAUUGGUAUAUAGCUCUUGUAGUAUCGGAA